Molecule: messenger RNA, 1150 nt
Organism: Cydia strobilella
Lineage: Eukaryota; Metazoa; Arthropoda; Insecta; Lepidoptera; Tortricidae
Product: tudor domain-containing protein 1-like
Exons: 3
Coding region: 1-1086 (361 amino acids)
Source: RefSeq, a predicted model, not a curated record
AUGUUUGAGGUUUUCCUGGCGACCGUCCUGUACGACAUCAGCACGGGCAAGCAGCUGAGCAUCUUCGAGCCCUACCUCCAGGGCGAGAGGUUGUGCGCGCGCACAGUCUUCAACUACAACUUCGGUCUCUGCAUCGUGCAGCACCUGCAGGGCCUCAACGAGAUCUACCUGCAGAAGAUGGCGGACAUCGAAAAGGUGCAGCAGCUGCUGGGCGAGCUCUACGUUUUCUACGAUGAAGGUACACCGGAACCGCUCGAGGAGUUCGAACCCGGCACCCUGUGCGCCGCCAAAUCGUCCGACGGCAACUGGUACCGCGCCAUCAUCAUCAUCGGCAUCAACCGCGACGCCGACGUCACCGUACAGUUCCCCGACUACGGCAACAAGGAGACCGUCCCCAAGGACAAGGUUAAAAAACUAGACCCUAGUUUCUUCGAACCGUGCGCUCGGGCUCUCGUCGCGAAGUUAGGACUGGUACCACUCCGCCACGACGCGGUCACCGAGUUGUCCAAAUGGACUUUAGACAAGGAGGUGCAAGUCACGCUCGUAUACGAAGACGGCCGGCUCGCCACUCUACACCUGGACGGAGCGGACUCGUCCAUGAAACUGGUCAACGAGAAGCCGGCCACCCCGGAGGUGAGUUCCGAACCCGUGCCGCUUCUCAGCAACGCGGUACUCCAGAUGCCCGACAAGGUCGGCAAGAUCGAACAGAUCCGGGCCGAGCUCGCGGCCGCCGCCGACACGUACAAGGACCUGCAGACGCUCGAGUCGGGCACGCCGUGCGUCGCCGAGCACUUCGCCGACGGCCUCCGGUACCGCGCCCGGGUGCUCUACCCCGACAACAAGAACACCGCCGUGCGCUUCAUCGACUACGGCAACCUCGUCGUGUUCCACAAGCGGCGUGGCCUCAUCAAGAAAAUGCCGGAGAGUAUGUACGUACAUCCGCUCGCCGCUCGCUGCUACGUCGACGUCGCGCCCACCGGCCAGUGGUUCGAGGCGCUCGUCGGCGACACGCGCGUCGACCUGCUAGUGGCCGUACCCCGUGCGCAACCACACCGACCGGCACGUGGCGCAGGGCUCAGAGCGUGAGCCCUCAGAGCGUUCUGAGUGCAGCUCAAGCAAAACUACAUUCUCCUAAAUGGGACACUCCAUC